Amaranthus tricolor (Joseph's coat) is the source of this 2078-nucleotide messenger RNA. RefSeq lists its product as uncharacterized. The transcript has 3 exons. Gene Ontology annotation, cellular component: U5 snRNP; U2-type post-spliceosomal complex; U4/U6 x U5 tri-snRNP complex. Bases 291 to 1520 code for a protein of 409 amino acids. Lineage: Eukaryota; Viridiplantae; Streptophyta; Magnoliopsida; Caryophyllales; Amaranthaceae. Gene Ontology annotation, biological process: RNA splicing; generation of catalytic spliceosome for second transesterification step. The record is from RefSeq and is a predicted model, not a curated record.
ACGGAGGACGACGAAUACAACUGUUUCCGGAUCUCGCCACUCGCUACUCGCUACUCGCUACUCUCUCCACCGCCAAUUAUAGAUGUGUUAAUUAAUUAAUUGAACAAAACCUAAAUUGAUUUUUAGGGUUUUCUACGAACCCUAAUUGCUUUCUCUUUCCCUCCCAACCUAUUUUUAAUCUCAUAUUCAUUUUCCCCCUUAGUUAAUUAAAGAUUUAGCGAUUACAAAGAGAUCUUACGGUUACGAUUACAGGUUUUUUAAGUGUGUGAGAGAAAAACAAGCAUCUGCAAAUGGAUCUAAUAAAACAAGAGAUUAUGAAAAAGAAACAGGAUCUAGCUAAGGAAACAGGUGGGAAACGAUUCUUCAAGCGAUCUGAGAUUGAGCAGAAGCGCCUUCAGAAAUUCCGCGAGGAAGAGAAGCGUGAAGCUGAGGAGAAAUCCCAACGCCAGCAGCAGGAAUCCUCUUCCUCUUCCACUGCCUCACUCCUUGACUUGAUAUACUCUACCAAACCUAAUGCCGAUUCCUCCACUAAAACUACUACUUUAACUACGGAGGAGCAGAAUAACAUUGAUGAACUAAACCUCUCGAAGCAAGAAGUGAUUCGGCGUCUUCGACUUCUGAAGCAGCCAAUUACCCUUUUUGGAGAAGAUGAUCAGGCUCGUUUAGAUCGAUUGAAAUAUGUCCUGAAGACGGGUAUCUUUGAGGUUGACAGUGACAUGACAGAGGGCCAGACAAAUGAUUUCUUAAGAGAUAUUAUUGAAUUGAAGAAGAGGCAGAAGACUGGGAUGUUGAGUGAUCGCAAGAGGAAAAGUGAAGAUUUGGAGGAUGGGGAGGGAGGUAAGGGUGAUGAUGAGUUAAGUGGGGAUGGGGGCUCUGGUUUUGAUGCCGAUAAGGACAUAGCACUAAUGAAGGCAAGAUUUGAGGAUUUGUGCGAGGAAGAUAAGAUUUUGGUAUUUUUCAAGAAGCUGUUGAAUGAAUGGAGGCAGGAGUUGGAUGAGAUGCAGGAUUUGAACAGGCGUACUGCAAAAGGAAAGCAAAUGGUUGCUACUUUUAAGCAAUGUGCUAGAUACUUGUCUCCUUUAUUCAAAUUCUGCAGAAAAAGGGCUCUACCAGACGACAUCAAGGCAUCUUUGAUGUUCAUCGUGGAUUGCUGUGGCAAGAGAGACUAUCGAACUGCUGUGGAUCAUUAUAUUAAGCUGGCCAUUGGAAAUGCUCCAUGGCCCAUAGGGGUUACUAUGGUUGGUAUCCAUGAACGUUCUGCUCGGGAGAAAAUUUAUACCAAUAGUGUUGCUCAUGUCAUGAAUGAUGAAACCACCCGCAAAUACCUACAGUCUGUCAAACGGCUGGUGACUUUUUGUCAACGCAAGUAUCCAACUGUGCCAUCUAAAUCAAUUGAAUUUAAUAGCUUGGCAAAUGGUAGCGACUUACAAGCUCUACUUAUGGAUGAGCAUCAUGCAACAGGAGGAGGGAAUCAAGUACAGGAGGAAAUGCUUCAGUUGCCUGCUCCAAGAGACGAGUAAAGAUUUGCCCUUUUGGAGUUUUGGUGCCCCAUGAGCUGUUAACAUGAACCUUUUUGAUCCCGAGGUUCCUUACGAUUACAAUGCCUUUUGGAAAGUUUCCUAGUACUAUGUGAGACUGUUGAUCUGUACUUGCCCUAGCCUUUUCUGUGAGUACGUCUUGGCUUAGCUGCUUGCUCGACAAGGUUGCGUAAUUCAAUAUGUCAACUAUGUAAUUUUUAACAUAUCAGGCAGUGUGUUCAUUGUUGAGCACUAAAUAGAAAAAUAAUUUCUUAUGUUCAUAUUGUUUUAUAUACCAGUUCAUGUCGCCAUGUUGAGGUUCUCGUGUAUCAUUUAAAACCUAACCCCUCUCCCUUUUUCAUUACAAGUAUACAGACUAUCAAUAUGGUAUAAUUAACAACUUCUAGAAAUUUCUUGAUUGCCUGUGUAAUUUUCUUGGUGGCAUAUAAAGGCGCUAAUUUAAUGUAUUUAACAUUUUUUGUCUGGUUAAGCUAUUUUUUUUCAGGUUUACUUUUAGGCAUCUCGAGUUUGAUUGAGGCUUGUGUUUGUUAAUUAUUCUGA